AAGGAGAGUGUCCUUAGGAUAUUUUUUUUGGAAAUGGAUUCAGAGUCCUGUAACCGAGCUUUCUCCCAGGCCCGCAUAUAUCUUGAACAAAUUCGAAGCCGGGUUGCACCAGGGAGUAUUGACAUACAUGGUCCUGGGAAGCGUGACUACCUGGUGGAUGCAGCUAAGCAGAUCCGCCUGGCUCUGGAACGGGAUGUAAGUGAGGACUAUGAAGAAGCAUUCAACCACUACAAGAACAGUGUGGAUGUGCUGCUCAGUGGGGUGCAAGUGGAUCCUAACAAGGAGCGCCGUGAAGCCGUGAAGAGGAAGAUCACCCAAUAUCUAAAGCGGGCAGAGGAAAUCUUCAACUGCCACCUACAACGUAAUUUGGGGAGUGGCAAUUCCACUGAAACGGGUUACAGCAGUCUUCGCUUUCGUCCGAUAAGGACGCUCUGCACUCCAGUGGAGAAUCUCAAGCACUGUAAAGUAGUGGGAAUAAUUGAUAAGGUGCAAAUAGUGCAGGAUCCGGCUACUGGGAACACCUUUAUAUUGAAGAGUAUCCCCAAAUCCUACAUGGAGACCCGGGAAAGACAGACCAUCAUCCCUCAUGGAAUCCCCUUUAUGACAGAAUUAUUGCGCUAUUCUGUAAGUAAGGAUUCCAUCUUCCUCCACUUGGAACAUGUGAAAGGAGGAAACCUCUGGUCAUAUCUUCGCUCCCAUCAUGGUUCUGCCUCUGUCCGUUCUCCCUUGCUGAGUCCAAAGCUCACUUUGGAUUUUGGGUAUAUCAGGGAAGAGGAGCACAUAGAAAACCUUCAUGAAACUGGUUCUGACUCCCAGCAGAGCUGCAAGAUCUAUCCCAAAAACGGCAAAAUUCCUGUAUCUGUAAAUCGUCCCCUGUUGAAAAAAAUGGAUUGUUUGAUGCCUGUGAAACAUUCAUCCAGCCACCUUUCUUCUAGAACCUCAAGUGACCACAGAUGGCAUACUGAAAAGGCAGGUGGACCAUGGAAGAAGAAUCUAAGCACAACCCAUCCCUUUCCUGGUGCUACAGAAUCUACAAGCAAAACAGUACCUCAAGAACCUAAUCACUCAGGCAGUCAGAGACUGACUUUCAGAUCCUGUGAUUCAUUUAUGACAAUUUAUGGCAUUGGAAAUGUGUCUGGAAAAGAGACUCUUCAGCUAGAACCAAAGCCACAAACAGGUGAAAGAUUUAGCCACACUGCCCUAGAGGUAACAAGAGGAUACAACAAAUCAAAGGCAGAAAAUCCAUGGCAAAACCAGUUGUAUCCUGGAACUCUUGAAGAGGACAACAGAGAGAAGAUAGAAGCAAGAGAAGAAGACACUUUCAUGCAGAGGUUACCAACUCUUGAUCACAAAGAUUUCAAAACCCAAUCAACAAUAGGAUGGCAUGAAUCUUCAGUGGAACCAGUUGCCCAAAGCCAUACCCCUGUCAGUUGGGUCAUAAAUGAGGAGCAGAUCCAAGUUUGGGCAGCUGAAUUGAUUUUGGCUCUGGAAGGUCUCCACCAACAGGGAAUCUUGUGCCAGGAUCUCAACCCACGAAAUUUGCUUUUAGACGAUACUGGUCAUCUCCGUCUCACAUUCUUUGGCCAGUGGAGUGAGGUUGAGCCACAGUGCAGCAGCCAAGCAGUAGAAGAUUUGUAUUGUGCUCCAGAAGUGGGUGGAAUUUCUGAACUGACAGAAGCCUGUGAUUGGUGGAGUUUUGGAGCGCUGCUUUAUGAAUUAUUGACUGGAGUGUCUUUAUCACAGAAUCAUCCCUCAGGGAUUCAUCCAUACACCCAGAUCUAUCUUCCAGAAAAGCUCAGCCAAUCUGCUUCAUCGCUGCUCUCAGAGCUGCUGCAGUAUGAUCCUAAGCAACGUUUGAACUCUGGUGAAAAUGGUGCAAGCAAGAUUAAGUCACACAUUUUUUUCAGUUCGAUUCAAUGGAAUAAGAUGGUUGCAAACUAAGUUCUAAAUGCAAGGGAAGGUGGAAGAAAUAUGCUUGGUGGACCAAAUAGAACCAAGUUGAGUAGUUCAUCUGUCGAAUUGUGCUCCAGAUGAUCCACGUCCAUUGAAAAGCACUUGCUCCUAUAAGCUGAAUGAAUCUGAGACACUGGCACUUGCUGUCACUUAGGGAAGAAACCACACAAUUUGGCUGGGAACUCCAUGCUCAAAAGAACACAUCUGCUCUUUUCUUUUUCCUACUUGUGUGCCAGCAGCAGUGUCAUAAAAAUCAUAGGCACUUCAAGUUUCCUGUAAGGCAGUGAUGACCAAUUUGGAUCCCUAAAGAUGUCCAAUGUAACCCAAAUAGAAACUGAAGUCAAGCAUCCUUGCAAGUUCUGGUACUUCAAAGACAAAAUCUGAUGUGCCUUCACAAUAGUAUAAGUAAGGUCUUCUUGUUUUAUCCUACUUGAUAGAUUCCUCCCCCCAAACCAAAUAUGAGUAGGAGAUAAACUUUCUACUGUAUUUUCUCUUUCCAUAUCUCAUGUUUAGUUCAACUUUCAGAGGAUUCUCUUAACUUUGUCUUGCAUAUAUUCGCCCUAUAAAAUUUUCAUAUUUUUCACCCCAUUUUUUAUUUGAAGCAUGUUACAACUUUACAGGUUGGUUAUGCAUUUUCAUGAAUGUACCACUAGAUGGAUAUUUUCAGUAACUUUUAUGUGCCAUGUAUUUCCCCUUCAAAAAUGUGACUUCUUUAUAGAUCUGACACCACCUUUUACCUGGCAAGAAAAUGAGCAAAAGACUACUCUUUGGACUUCUGUGGAUUAUCCCUUGUUUUGUCUCUUAACUAUUGUAACAUCAAUAAAACAACUGGAGCACAA
Messenger RNA from Notechis scutatus (mainland tiger snake), 2792 nucleotides. RefSeq names its product ribosomal protein S6 kinase like 1 (gene RPS6KL1). Lineage: Eukaryota; Metazoa; Chordata; Lepidosauria; Squamata; Elapidae. The record is from RefSeq and is a predicted model, not a curated record. Gene Ontology annotation, biological process: protein phosphorylation. Gene Ontology annotation, molecular function: ATP binding; protein kinase activity.